UCGCCCUAUGGGCUCAUUGAUUUUUCUCUGUUUGCACAUUUUCCUCGGCAGUUUUGUGUGCGACGUGCAGUGUUGUGUCCAAGGUAUUUGGCCAUUUAUCGGGAAUCAAGACAAAUAAUGCAGUUAAUUGCUGUGGGAGUAUUUAUAAGUCUGGUGUUCGGAUGCAGCGCAGCCAUAAGUGGACCGUAUCUGUUUUGGGGUCACGAAAAGUUGUACGACUUGCAGCCGCAGGCAUUGGUCGAUGCCAGUAGCAGGGAGCCGCAGCUGACGCAACUGUUCAAGGAUGUCAAGGCAAUUAUAAUAUUUGUGCGGAACGCCACCAGUCGACUGGAGGGCACCAAGUAUCCAAAGUUUGAAAAUCUGGUGAAGAAUAGCGCCUGGUCAUACUUGCCGCAGCGCAACCUGGCCGCAGAGCCCUUCACCUACAACGCCAACAUUGAGGUCAUUAACCUAACGGGUCUGAGCGAGGAGGACGACGCUGAGCUGCUGACGGGCUACAACGAUGCAUUGACCAUCUAUGGUCAGGGUCAAGUGUUGGGCAUCCUAGCUAGCCGUGAGGAAGAGGUUCAUUAUCUGGCCAAGCGUGAGGCCAAGGACGAGGGCAAGGAGCAGAAAGCUGAUCCAGGUGCAAAUACAGCACAGCAAAACACCACUGAAGCGGAAGACACUUACGUCUACAUAGCCGAGGGCAACAAGGCGGUCCUCGUUCUGAACGAUCCACCCGAACUGCAGCUGGGCAAUGAGACGCUGUUGUUGAAGGAGCAGAACACGCACACCACCUUCGAUGAUCAGCGCGCCAAGGGCUAUGGUCGUCUAAGCAUAACCUUUAUGAACAACCUCGAAAAGUGCGCAUUGCGCUUUAAGUUCUCGCUGGCUCGCGGCACUUGGCAUCUGCGCAACGUCGAGGUGGAGUACAAGGAAAGCAAGACUGUGCUGCCGGCUAGGGGCAAUGAGUAUACGCUGCCAUCGGCACCGAUUGGCUUCUCUUAUCGCUGCUCCUCGGAGAAGCUGAUAUUCGCCAAUCCCAGCAAAAAUGAUACGCAAAUGAUUCUCCUCCUGUCCGAUUAUCAGGUGCAGCCCUGGUUGAAUGGAAACCAUAAAUUCGGUGCUGUCUACGACUGCGUUGGCUUCAUCUCGGUUCCCAUAUUGGCUGGUCUGCUCGUCUCGGCCUUUCUGCUUGCCAUACUCGGACUGGGCAUCACCGCCCUGAUGAGCAUCCAUUCACCCAAUCGCUUCGAGAGCUCACGCAACAAGCAGCUGACUUUCACCGUUCAGGAAUAAAGAGUCAUCCUGGCCUUGAUCCUGAGCACGCCAAAUAGACAAAAAUGUUCGUCUUGAUUACCUUUAUGCCCGCUAAUCCUCUGGCCCUGUUAACGUUGGCCAUCGAGAUGAUUCUCAUCCACUUACUCUUUGUGCUCAUCAUGCUCUAUAUCUAUGUUUUAUGGUAUUACUAAAGUUAUGCACACAGGCGCUUCAAAUAUUAAAAAUAAUAAUUACACAUAUAUAUGAAUAAUA
Molecule: messenger RNA, 1515 nt
Organism: Drosophila grimshawi
Lineage: Eukaryota; Metazoa; Arthropoda; Insecta; Diptera; Drosophilidae
Exons: 2
Coding region: 118-1281 (387 amino acids)
Cellular component (GO): proton-transporting V-type ATPase complex
Source: RefSeq, a predicted model, not a curated record